AUGUAAUAUUAAAAUGAAUCGGAACAACUAAAUCGAAAACAGUAAUUAUUGAAGAGAGAAAUAUUUGAUAAAGGGUUUGAUUGCUAAGCUUUUUAAGAUUUUAUGGAAUAACUAAAAGUAAAUGGUAUUAUUAGCUUAUUUAAAUUUAGGUGGAUAGGAUGUAAACAUAUGGACUUAUCAAGAGCUACAAGAAGCAAUAAGUUUAUUUUAAACUACAAAUCAACCAUAAAUGGAAACAAUUGAGCUGGAUGAUGUAUCAUGCAGAUAAUCUGAAUUUGAUGAUCAUGUAUAAUUCGAGGCAGCUUAGAAUCAAUAUGAAUAAUUGCCUUAAAUUAAACAAGAGCAAUAAUAGCAGAAUCAAAAACAAUAAAAUUAAAUAGUAUAAAAUGGAAUGAAUGAAGAAAUAGUCGCUAAACCAUCUGUUGAUAAUGAAAGAUUUUAUUAAAAAGUCCACUUAUGUAAAUUAUAAGAUAAAAAAAUGAUCCUUACUGCUAAGGAAAUUAAUGUAUAGAUCACAAAAUUUGAGAAAAUUUAAGGAAGCAUGUUUUCAGCCUCUUAUUAUAUCUAUAUUAUAGAUACAGAACCUAUUGGUUGGAAUGUCUAAAGAAGAUAUAAUGAUUUUGUGUGGUUAAGAGAAGUGUUAAAUAAAAUGUAUCCUGGUAGAUAUGUAUCAUAUUUUAUUAAUUGGAUAGAUUCCUCCAUUACCAAAAAAAACUGUAUUGAAAAAUGAUCAAGAACUUUACUUAAUUAAGAGGAUGAAAUUUUUGGAAGUAUGUAGCUCUUAAUUAUAAUAUAGAAAUUUCUUUAAAGCUUGUUUCAAAGCGAAUUGAUAAGACAUGAUAAAUGGUUUUAUGCUUUUUUAUCAAUAAAAGAAGAAAAGGAUUUUAAGCAUAUAUAAAAAUUAAGUACUCAAUUAUCCAGAGUAACAAAAUUGGAAUAAAUUAUUUCUUUGGAUGGAUAAGUUUAAUUAUAAAUUAAUGACAAUUUAGUUACAUAUAAUCAAGAAUCUACUUCGUUGAUAAAUUCAAUUGAUUUAAGUUAUAAAAAGCUAAGAAAGGAGUCUAAGCAAUUAUUGUUAGAUUUUGAUCAGCUAUCAAAUACUAUUUACAAUAUGGGUUAAACCUGCACUGAUCUAUAUUAAUUUUCAAACAAGUUCAACUAAUCAAUUUCAUAAGGAAAGAUUUCCAAAUUGGAUAUUCUAUAUAUAUCAAUGAAUAAUAUGUUAGUUUAAUGGGGGAACAAUUUGACAGCUUAGAUAAAAAUUGUUCAAGAGGAGCUGUGUUCCUUUUUCAAGUUUCACCAUCAUUCAAUUACCUCGUUAAAAGAAGUAACUAAAUUUAUAAAAAUAGUUCAUUAAAUAAAAAGAGCAGGCACAAUAGGAGUAUGAAAAAUUUAAAUCAAAAUUAGAGUUAAAGAAACAUAAACUCUUUGCAUAGUAAGAUUUUAAUAGAUGGGAAGUACCUUCUAUCUAAAUCAAAGCCUUACAGGAUAGUAACUUGACUUAAAACAGAGAGGUUUGUUUAGCUAUAAUGUUACCUUAAGAAACUACACUAUAGGAAGAACUUAAGAACAUUUUUGCCUUUUACAAUUAUUAAUAAUUUUCAGAAGUGAAUAGUCAUCUUGAAAAAACAGUAACAGCUUUUUCAGAACACUUUAUAAAGUUUUGCAGUUAAUAAAAAGAGAUGCUAGCUGAAGUAUUGUAUAGUUUAAAUUAAUUAGCAAAAAUUAGUAUGGGACAAGAGCAUUGUUAAUUUUAAUAAUUUACACUACCCACAAUAAAUUAUAUUAAAGAAAACUUGAAUAUAUA
Paramecium octaurelia is the source of this 1807-nucleotide messenger RNA. The record is from the annotation of a GenBank genome assembly. Lineage: Eukaryota; Ciliophora; Oligohymenophorea; Peniculida; Parameciidae.